Episyrphus balteatus (marmalade hoverfly) is the source of this 2197-nucleotide messenger RNA. It is a transcript of the gene Arp5, whose product is annotated as actin-related protein 5. Gene Ontology annotation, biological process: regulation of DNA-templated transcription. Bases 178 to 2160 code for a protein of 660 amino acids. The transcript has 8 exons. The record is from RefSeq and is a predicted model, not a curated record. Gene Ontology annotation, cellular component: Ino80 complex; cytoplasm. Lineage: Eukaryota; Metazoa; Arthropoda; Insecta; Diptera; Syrphidae.
CAAAAAAGAAAUACGGAUUUUUUUUUUACAGUUCAGACUUUGUUCAGAACAGUCCAAUGCUAAUGUAAUUGAACUGAACUAUUAAAGUUUCAGAAAUCAGAACCGGCAACCGAGCUGAAAGAAACACACUAAACACUUUGUUUCUCAAGGAAAGGACAAGUCCAAAGAAUUAAUGAUAUGAAUUUAAUUAAAUUGAAUGAUAUUAAAGCAAUUCCUGAUAUUAUUCAUGAAUAUAAGCCGUCCACCAAAGAUUCCCAGGUUCCACUUGUCAUUGACAAUGGAUCCUAUCAAUGCCGUGUUGGGUGGAGCUCAAACGAUGAUCCUCUACUUAUUUUUCGAAAUCUUAUUGCAAAACCCCGAAAGGAUCGCACCAAAAAAGAUGCCUCCGAAGUUGUGGCAAAUCCUCCAAUACAAAUCGGAAAUGACAUUAUCAACAUUGAGGCUAUGAGAUUUCAAUUAAAGACACAGUUCGAUCGCAAUGUUGUCACACAUUUCUAUAACCAGGAACAGAUAUUUGAUUAUAUUUUUACCCACCUGGGGAUUGACACAAACGGAGGUGUUCCACAUCCUAUUAUUAUGACGGAAGCCCUUGGCAAUCCCAACUAUUGCAGGCAAUUGAUGUCAGAGCUCCUUUUUGAAUGUUACGAUGUUCCAUCUGUUUGCUAUUCUAUUGAUUCCAUGAAUAGUUUUACAAAAAAUAAAAUAGGACCUAAUGGGCUUAUAAUUUCAUUUGGGUAUCAUACAACUCAUGUGAUACCUGUUUUGGGGAACAAAAAUAUUUCAACUAAAGCUCGCCGCAUUAACAUAGGCGGGUAUCACAUCAUUACCUUUCUUUUCCGACUAAUGCAGCUGAAAUACCCGGUUCAUUUGAAUGCCAUUACUAUAAGUAGAAUGGAAUCUCUUAUGCAGGGUCACUGUUCAGUUUCCAAAGAUUAUAUGGAAAAUCUGAAGAAAUGGUCACAUCUUGACUAUUAUGAGCAGAACGUGAAGAAGAUACAAUUGCCAUAUACAUUGCCAACGCAACCGACAAUCGUAUCUGCGGAACAAAGAAUGGAAAAACGUCGAGAACUAUCAAAAAGGUUAACCGAAAUAAAAGCAAAAAAACGUGAGGAGCAACUCGUUGAAGAUGAAGAGCAAAUCAUUAUAAUGUCUAAUAUUAGAAACCUGUAUGUAAUGGGGGACUUAAAACGAUUUGAGGCGGCGUUGAGAGAAAAUGACAUUGCCAAUUUGGAAGAACUUGAGAAACUCAUAGCAAGUGCAAAAUCGAGAGUUGAGAAAACAAAGCAAAAAAUGCUUCUACCUCCUCCUUUAGAGUCGCAAAUCAUUGUUCCUGAAGAGAAACCUGUUGUCGUGCCACAACCUCCAGCAAAUGUUUCCAUAGAGGAAUGGGUGACUUCUACCCGCAAUAAGCGGACCCAAUUGAUUGAAAAAAGACACAAUAGAAAACAACGCCGACAAGAUUUGGCCAAGAGACGAACUGCUGCAGCACAAGAAAGAAUGCGUAUAAUUUCUCAUUUAGCACGCAAAGAAAAGGGCUCAGAUAAUUUUGGCAUGCGUGAUGAGGAUUGGGACGUUUAUAAAGUGAUAAGUAAGGAUUGUGAAAGUGACAGUGAUGCUGAAAAUGAAAAACUCUUAGAGGUCGAAGACAUACUUCGCCAUCAUGAUCCAAUGUUUGAAGAACCAGUUAUUAUGUUAGGUGGAGCAGCUGAAUACCAUCAGCUUCACGUCGGUGUUGAAACUAUACGUGCUACCGAGCUUCUCUUUCAACCAAGUAUGAUUGGCAGUUCCGAAUGUGGUCUAGCAGAAUUGAUUGAUUUUGUGUUGAAGCUAUUUUCCCCUCACGAACAACUUUUACUAGCGCAAAAUGUUUUUCUGACCGGUGGAUGCUCACUACUACCAGGUCUCAAGGAACGAAUUUCCAAAGAACUACUAGAAAUGCGUCCUUUCCAAUCGCCACACAAUAUAUUUAUGGCCGAUUCAGCUUCUUUGGAUGCAUGGUUCGGUACACGCGACCUCUCCCGAAGUGAACUUCUCGCUGAAUUUUUGACAACAAAGCAAGACUACGAAGAAAAGGGCAGUGAAUAUUUCAAAGAACAUCCAACCAGCAACUAUUUUUUUAACACACCCAUACCCGUUGCUGUGGAAUCUCCAAAUGAAUAAAUAAAAAUAUUGAAUAAAAAAAAAUAAUUUACUUGGA